GCCAGCCGCGACCCGGAGAGUCACGCUCGUGACGUCUACAUUCCCCGAUGGCCCGAUCCUGUUCUCAGCCAUAUUGAAACUCCCACUUCUGCUGCCCGGGAAGGUAGUCGAAAGACUUUUUGACGCCUUUUGAAUUUUGAAUCUAAGUAUUUUGCCCACGGAAUAAAGUUACUGGCGAUUGUGGCUUCGCUUUUACUGUCGCUUUUCGGUUGGACUGAGGUGUCUGAAAGAUGGUGGACCGCUUGGCGAACAGCGAGGCCAACUCCAAACGCAUCGCAGUAGUGGAAGCCUGUUUUGGCACAGCGGGCCAACCACUGGCCAUCCCAGGUCGAGUGCUCAUCGGCGAGGGGGUUCUCACGAAACUGUGCCGCAAAAAGCCCAAAGCCAGGCAGUUCUUCCUCUUCAAUGACAUACUUGUAUACGGCAACAUCGUCAUCCAGAAGAAAAAGUACAAUAAGCAGCACAUCAUUCCUCUGGAGAGCGUCACCAUAGACACGGUAGAAGAUGAGGGUGACCUACGGAACGGCUGGCUCAUCAAAACGCCCACCAAAUCCUUCGCCGUAUACGCCGCCACUGCAAAUGAGAAGACGGAGUGGAUGAGCCACAUCAGCAAGUGUGUCUCGGACCUGCUGGAAAAGAGCGGGAAAUCUCCCACCGGGGAACAUGCUGCCGUCUGGGUGCCCGACUCCGAGGCGACCAUAUGCAUGCGCUGCCAAAAAGUAAAGUUCACCCCCGUCAACAGACGCCACCACUGCAGGAAAUGCGGCUAUGUCGUGUGCGGCCCCUGUUCGGAAAAGAAAUUCCUGCUUCCCAGUCAGGCAUCCAAACCGGUUCGCGUGUGCGAGUUCUGUUACAAACAGCUCUCCACGGGCGCCACCCUGCCGCCCCGUUCGGACUCCUACAGUCGGCCCGGUUGCGAUUUCUCCUCUGGUAAUCUCUCCGAUGACGAAGAUGAGGAUGACAGCAGUGACUGAGGGCACCGGUCUCCCUUCCCACUUUCAGGAAUAUUGACAAUCUUUAAAUCACAUCCCAAUAUUUUAGUCUCUCUGCUUUUCCUUCAGGGUUUAACAUUUUUGCAAAGGUUCCAUCUUUUGCAACCAUUUUAUUUUGUGGCAACACUCUUUAAGCAAAAAUUAAAGACUGUGCAUAUAAACAAAGGUUUGAGGGGAAUUGUUGUAAGUUCCUGCGUAUUUCCGAACACUAUUUUGUCACUACUUGCGUGCGCACAAGUAGUGUUCCACUUUGUCACGUCCCAAUGGCACCUCUCAUUCUUAUACUCCUCUUACACUGAUCAUUUGAACCUCUUAUAUAUCCAAUUUGCUUCCUUUUCUCUCCUUAUUUGCUGUUAUUUUCUCUACUACUAUGCUGCUAUUCGCUGGAGUGGAGUAUGUUGGGUGACGUCAUUGUAGGCUAUUCAUAGCCGUCCACUCACUGCAGACCCUCAGGUGAAGCCAUGCAGAUUCGCAACGAUGCAGUUGUUGUACACUGAAUACAAGAGCUGCAUUUAAUGCAAGCUAGGUUCAAUUAUUUUAAACAAUAAGCUGCAUUUAAGGCUUUGAAUAACUAACCACUAAUAAACCAUCUCCUGACGAAAUUUCUAGGUUGACUGUUUCUAGUAAUUGCAAGUGACAAAUCAGAUAGAAGAUGUUUCUAAGCUUGUAAUUGUAUAUGUAGUCUUGUCUAGUGCAGAAUUCAUCUGACAGGGCUGUUGCCGCCUUAGUGCCUUCUUAAUAAUUUAUUCUCAGGAAGAACGUCCUGGUAAAGAAAUUUGAGAAACUAUUGAGGCUACAGUUGAAUUUCGUCACUUCUGGACUGGUUCCUUUCUUUACGACACUUGCCUUCGUUCGACGGCACAGUACGGAGUUAGUGGUCUACCCUUGUGUACCAAUUUUAUUGUGUAAUCUUUCCGAAAUGGUCCAGUCGAAAUAGUUUUCAGAAAGUUUAAAUCGUGUCCUAAGAUUGAUCAUCACAUGAGAUCCGGCGGUGUCUGUGCUUUACAUGUUUCUAACUAUGCUGGUGUCUCACAAUGACUUAAACUCUAAGAGAAAUGCGCAUUAGCAUGCAGCCCACAGGAACUGGAAGCGCACAUCACUAUGGCGGAAGAUGUCGUCCAUUUUCCUCAUCGUCUCAUUGGAGUCUUUGUGUUAGCGAGGUCACGCAUGACGGUCAAUCCUACAGGUUUUGAAUGGGAAUUGAAAGCAUUAUAAGGAAGUGACUGACACACAGCCUCCUUUUGUCUGUUUCACACAAGAGCUGCACUAAACGCUUUCCAAAGUGAUCAUUGUAUGUGUUUGCAGAUUUUGUAGAGAGGUUGCCAGGUUUACAGUUGUUUAAAUGUUAAGCUGGUGGUUAAACCAGCUGUAUCUUUGAGAACCUCGUGUCUCAGUACUGAAUACUUGAUCUCACCUGUGAAGAUAUCAGAUUAACAAAACUAACAUUAAAAAGGGAUGUUUAAUAAAUCUUGCUCAGACCAUGAUCCUGUAAAUCAUAUGCAAUAACAGAUUAAAGUAUUUUUGCUUUUUCAGAUUGCGAGACUUUCGUGGGAUAUAGUAAUAGGUUUACAGUGAUUGAUUUAAAGGUAUUUAUCUUAUCUUGCUUUUGCAAUAUAACAAUAGAUUGCAGGUUCAUUCUGGAACAGUUGUUUUAAUAUUUCCAUAUGUAACCUGAUGAUAUUCUGAGAUGAUUUUUGUGUUUUAAUGAUGCUAAUGUUGUAAUAUUCUUUUUAUUUGGCAUAUGUUGUAAACUUUGUACAGUUUUUUUAUGUGUAUAUGAAUAUCCUCAUAUUUGGGCCCGCAGGUGUUUUUUGUUUCAUAAUGUGGUUCAUGCGUGUUUCCUGAACACUUCUGGAUCAGUUACCAGCACUUUACUAUUUCUGCAAACCACAAGAGAAGGGCGGGGCCUGAGAAGGGGCGGGGUAUGGGUAGGAUGUGAGCGGGGAAUACUACAUGUCUUCACACAUAGAGUCUGUCUGCAAAGAAACGUGAAUGGAUAGUUCUCGUCUUUUUUAUAGAUUUAUUUACCUUGGAUUGCGGAUGGGUAAACAAAAUUGGCAGAUACUUAAGCUUAAGAGAUUUCUCAAGUUUCAUUUAUGAUUCCCUCAUUUUUUGGAUGGAUUUGGAUAUUUUCUGUUUUUUUGUCAAUGUUGACAUUAUAAUUCUCAUGUAAUAUUCUGAAAGGGCUAAAAACUGAUUGUAAUCCGUCAUAUCACUAGAUACUAAUUUUGAGGAAAAUAUAUGCAUUGCUUACA
Molecule: messenger RNA, 3247 nt
Organism: Misgurnus anguillicaudatus (oriental weatherfish)
Lineage: Eukaryota; Metazoa; Chordata; Actinopteri; Cypriniformes; Cobitidae
Gene: plekhf2
Product: pleckstrin homology domain containing, family F (with FYVE domain) member 2
Biological process (GO): endosome to lysosome transport; endosome organization
Cellular component (GO): early endosome
Molecular function (GO): metal ion binding; phosphatidylinositol binding
Source: RefSeq, a predicted model, not a curated record